This is a messenger RNA of Lecanosticta acicola, 1290 nucleotides long. Lineage: Eukaryota; Fungi; Ascomycota; Dothideomycetes; Mycosphaerellales; Mycosphaerellaceae. The record is from the annotation of a GenBank genome assembly.
AUGGACUCGCGCCGACAGGACGGCAGGCCGCGCGCCUCUCGCAACUACCUCCAGUACACAUCCCUGGACGAGAGCAGUCUCGGCAUUCCGCGACCCCCAGGACUAAGCCCCGCCGAGCGAGUGCAGCUAGAAGAACGAUACUCUGCUAUGCAGCAAGACCUAGACCGCCUGCGCCACGCGGAGGAACUCGUGCGACGGUCAGAGAGAAGACGACAUUGGGAGGCAGUGGCUCGCCGGAAUGAAGAACGUCUCCAGGAGUACCAGGAAGCGAAGCCGGGUUUCUGGAAAGACUUUGAAGCUGCACUCAACGUGUGGAGCGAAGACCAAGAUGUCGACACGGCGCGCGCAUACCAGGAAUUCAAGGCUCAUGAAUCAAAUGCACGAGCCGCAAGCUACUCCGAGGUUCGCUUCGUCGGUAUGCUAAUGUGGUUCCGCAGAAAGCCACAGAAGGUUGCCACAGCGCUGAGAGAUCUUUGCAAGUACCUGCAUGGCGAAGCAACGUGCAUGUGGCUUGUGGUACUUGCGCAGGACAAGUCCGACGAAAUUUACGGCCUUCGAAAAUGGGGUCCAGAAAUCCACCACGCUGCUUCGAACACCAAGAUGAAUCAGCAGCUAUGGGAUAACGAGGAGGGCCACUACACCAAGAUUGAAGUGAUGGGCUUCGUUCCUUUCGGCACUGGCAGAGAUUUCAAAUCGAUUCGCUCGCUUGCAAGCUACUCGGAAGAGCCCGUCUUCAACUUUUCCGUCGCCAAGCAGCUCGAGAUGAUCCGUGGAGGACUCGAGGCGAGAAAGAUCCUUCUCAAGCCCGGGGCCGAGCCACGAUGGCAGCCGGGCAGGAGUUACGACGACUUCGUCGACUGCAAGAUGAUGGAGUACACGGUCAGAGCUCUCCAGUUCUUGGACAAGCCGAUGGGGUCGUGGAUGACUUGGUCCAACAAGCAAAGCGACCACGAACUGUACGGGAACGUCUGCCGUGAAUUCAAAGAGUAUGCUGCUAGCAACAACUUCGAUAAGAUCUUCGAAGCGCGUCAGAAGGUGCCCCAAUGGCGCAAGGAAGUCGCGAGGUACCAGCGUCUCCAAAGUUCCAUUGACGACGAAGAGGACGACGACGACGACGACGAGGACGACUAUGUUGAUGAUGUUGAUGAUGUUGAGGAUGUUGUUGCAGAGGAAAUUGCAACCCUACACGAGAAGCUGGAAGAACAAGUGUCGGAGUUUUUUGCAUUUGAAGGAGAGUUUGGGGAAGGGGUUUUGGGAAUGGAAUGGAAAGACAUCGCUGCGGCGCUUUGA